UCUUUUAUUGAGUUGGGCUCUGUCGUAUACGUUUGUUGCUCGUCUCUUGUUUCGAGAAAGCUCGGUUAUCUGCAAUGGCUGAGGAGCCGUGGGGAGAGCUGUUAUCUUUCCAGACUUUCCAAAACAAGCUCCCCUUGGGUGCUGCUUAUGGCUACGGUGGAGAGGAUCUGCAAGGGUUGUGCCAGAGGGAGUUUGCCAGGCUAGGAGAAAUUAUUUACCUUGACCAUGCGGGUACUGCUCUCUAUCCAGAAAGUUUGCUAAAAGCCUUUACUGAUGACCUCAGUACAAAUGUUUAUGGAAAUCCUCAUAGUCAAAACAUCAGCAGCAAACUGACAUACGAUACUAUUGAACAUAUCAGAUUCAGGUAA
Python bivittatus (Burmese python) is the source of this 368-nucleotide messenger RNA. Lineage: Eukaryota; Metazoa; Chordata; Lepidosauria; Squamata; Pythonidae. The record is from RefSeq and is a predicted model, not a curated record.